Messenger RNA from Ochlerotatus camptorhynchus, 5289 nucleotides. RefSeq lists its product as uncharacterized. Lineage: Eukaryota; Metazoa; Arthropoda; Insecta; Diptera; Culicidae. The transcript has a single exon. Gene Ontology annotation, molecular function: nucleic acid binding; zinc ion binding. The record is from RefSeq and is a predicted model, not a curated record. Gene Ontology annotation, biological process: DNA integration. The coding region runs from base 1 to 5289 and encodes 1762 amino acids.
AUGGCAAACAAGGCGGAAAAGAAGCUGGAAGGAAACAUCCUGAUCCUUAAGCGGGUGUUGGCGAUACGAGAUGUGGUGGAAAAGUUCGUGGCGGAGUACGACCAUGAGCGGGACGCCAACCAAGUAUCGGUUCGGUUGGAAACCUUGGACAAGGUCAACAAGGAAUUUCAACAGAUCCAAGGGGAGAUAGAGAAAUUAGACGUCGAUCAGUUCGAGGAUCACAUCGAGGUACGCACCGGAUUCGAAAAUCGGUACUGCGUGUUGAAGGGAUUUCUACUCUCCAAGAUGGACAACGGCCAGCCUCCAUUAAAUUCGACGAUGAUCAACACCUUCGCUCACCACACAUCAUCGAGUUUUCACCAUCGGCUGCCGAAGAUCGAUCUGCCGAAGUUCAGCGGGGAUGAAUCAAGGUGGAUAUCGUUCCGGGACAACUUUCUGUCGAUGAUCCACAGCAACGAGGACAUUCCGACCGUCAACAAACUCCAAUAUCUGCUGCAAUCGUUGGAGGGAGAAGCAAAGAAGCCGUUUGAAAGCGUUGACAUUCAGGCGGACAAUUAUGCGUCUACGUGGGACGCAUUGAUGAAGCGCUACGACAACAAGCGGUUCCUGAGGAAGGAGUUAUUUCGAGGACUGUUCGAACUACCACCAAUCAAGCGUGAAUCAGCACAGGAGCUAAACACAUUGGUCGACGAAUUCCAGCGGCACGUGAAAGCGUUAGGAAAGCUCGGUGAACCAGUUAAGCACUGGAACACUCCUCUCACCUUCAUCCUCUGCAAUAAGCUCGACGCAUCUACGUUACGUUCUUGGGAACAGGAAACGCGUCAGAAGGACGACGUAAGCUACGAUGAGUUGUUUGAAUUCCUUAUCCAGCAAGUUCGAAUGCUGAAGUCCGUAUCAAGCGAUCUACAACAUCGCUCUCAAGGGACUAGCAUCAAGGUGGCCGGUCCAAACCCGAAGAAAUUGUCCACAUUCAAGUCCGUUGUCAAUGCUGCUACAAGUGAAGUCAAGUCGAACACUCUUCAUUGCCCUGCAUGUUCCGAGCAGCAUCUGCUACACCAGUGUUCAACAUUCAACAAGCUGUCCGUAUCCCAACGACGAGAGUUGGUAACCCAGCGAAGCUUGUGUUGGAACUGCUUUCGUUCUGGUCAUCAAGCGCGGGCCUGCAAAUCCAAAUUUAGUUGCAGAACCUGCCAAGCCAGACAUCACACCUCGCUGCACGACGCAGCUCCGAAGAAGACAACUCCUGCCGUACCUUCGAAUCCUCCUAUGCAACAACCAGCUCCAUCCACGUCAGCGCACGCGGGGACCUCUGGAUCAGCGCAUCCACCAGAAGUUAGCAUGGCUAUCCAAUCGAACCACAGCACGGUCCUACUGGAAACGGUUGUUCUAAUCGUCGUCGAUCAACACGGCAAGGAAUUCACCGUACGAGCGCUCCUAGAUUCUGCAUCGAUGUCCAAUUUCAUCACCAAGCGGCUGGCAAACGCUCUUGUCACGCAGCGUACUGCAGUAGACGUCGCUGUAUCAGGACUAGGAGAAUCCGUCAAGCAGAUCAAACGUCAAAUCACGGCUACGAUCAAAUCGAAAACGAACACCUUUUCCUCCACACUCGAAUUUCUCGUAAUGAAGAAACCAUCUGCCAAUCUUCCAACUAUCGCCAUCAACACAGCUGCGUGGAACUUACCAAGCGUUCCACUUGCUGAUCCGCACUUCAAUAUUCCGGGCAUGAUCGAUAUCAUCAUCGGUGGGGAAUGCUACCACGAAAUCCACACCGGUAACCGCACAGCACUCGGGAACGGUCUACCAUUGCUGGUCGAAACACACUUCGGGUGGGCAGUUUCUGGGAAAACGUCCACCAAUUCCGCUGUUGCACCACCAGCAUGCUACAUAUCAACCACCGACCGAUCCCUCGAAUCAGCGCUUCAACGUUUCUGGGAGCUUGAAGCCGUCGAUAAUGGCCCGACGCAUUCCUCAGAAGAGAAACUGUGCGAAGAGAUCUAUGCCACUACUACCACUCGAACUCACGAUGGAAGGUACGUUGUACGCCUUCCUCGGUCCGAAGAUCCGCAAGUCACACUCGGAGAGUCCCGAGAAAUUGCCACACGCCGCUUCUACAGCCUUGAGCGCCGCCUUGAACGAGAUCCUGCCUUGAAGAAAGCCUACCACGAUUUUGUGGAAGAAUACCUCCGCCUCGAUCAUAUGCGCAAACUCGAUUCUGUUGACGACGAAGUUCCACAUUGUUAUCUGCCGCAUCACCCGGUAUUCAAGGAGAGCAGCACCACCACAAAGGUACGCGUGGUGUUCGACGCUUCCUGUAAGACCUCCUCCGGAAUGUCACUCAACGAUAUACUCCUCGUCGGCCCAGUUGUGCAGCAGAAUCUCGACACCAUCAUCAUCCGCUUCCGUUUUCACGUUGUUGCCAUUGUGGCUGACGUAGAGAAAAUGUACCGUCAGAUUUUCCACUAUCCUGCUGACCAACAUUUCCUACGCAUUCUAUUUCGUCGAAGGCCAUCAGAUCCAAUCAACACAUACGAGCUCCUCACGGUUACGUAUGGAACAUCCUCCGCCCCGUUCUUGGCAACACGUACACUGCAGCAGCUAGCGAAAGACGAAGGAGACAUUUACCCGGAAGCAGUAGAAGCUGUCGUCGAAGAUUUUUACGUCGAUGAUCUCCUUACUGGCGCAGACAACUUGGAGUCUGCCAUAGAAAAACGUCGUCAAAUAUCUGCCAUGCUCGCAUCGGCUGGUCUACCGCUGAAGAAGUGGGCUUCCAACGUUCCUGAAGCUUUGGCUGACAUCCCGCCUGAAGAUCUGGCGAUCAAACCUUUCCAUGAUCUGCAAGAUGACCAGUCAGUAUCCACGCUUGGCCUUGUAUGGGAUACGAAGACGGAUAUGCUCCGUUUCAACGUCGAUCUUCCGCUACCAGCACCGAUUCUUACGAAAAGAAAGGUAAUCUCGUACAUUGCCAAGAUUUUCGAUCCGUUAGGCCUCGUUGGACCCACUAUAGCCACUGCCAAAUUGUUCAUGCAGCGACUUUGGAAACUAAAGAACGAAGACAACGCACCCUACGAAUGGGACCGCCCGCUCCCGCAGAAGCUACAGGAUGAGUGGAAGCAAUUCCAUGCUACGCUUCCCAUCCUGGCUGACAUCAGAAUUCCACGCUUCGUAUCUUUGGCCUCCGUUUCCAAGGUUGAGUUGCACUUCUUUUGCGAUGCAUCUGACGCUGCCUACGGAGCAUGCUGCUUCAUCCGCUCGUUGAACAACGACCAAGUAAAGGUUCAAUUGCUGACAUCGAAGUCAAAGGUGGCACCCCUUGCCACGAAACACACUAUCGCAAGACUUGAGUUGUGUGCAGCCGUUCUUUCCACGAAGCUGUAUCAGAAGGUUGAACACGCAAUCAAGUUAUCUACCGAUGUCUACUUCUGGACAGACUCAACCACAGUCAUUCAAUGGUUGCAGUCACCGCCGAAUCGUUGGAAAACAUUCGUUGCGAAUCGUGUUUCCACCAUCCAAUCCAACACUGAAAUUGCUGCUUGGAGACAUGUCCCAGGAGUAGAAAACCCAGCCGACGAACUAUCUCGAGGAUUGCAGCCCGCAGACUUAGUCAAUCAGUCCAGAUGGUGGAACGGACCGAAGUGGUUGCGGGAAUUUCCUGCGCACUGGCCUGUCUCGAAUGUUCCAGAAGAAGAGUACAUUACCGUCAUCGAAGAAGCUCGGAAGGUAACUUUGAUAUCGCUCAAUGCUCCUGACGAACAGUUUGCAAAUCAGCUAUUCGCUCGUUUCUCUAACUACACAACUCUUCGCCGUGUAGUAGCGUACUGCAUGAAGUAUAUCAAGGCAUUGCAAGCCACAGUACGUAAGUCCACCAAAUCAUCGAACAUCAUUCUCACGACAGCUGAUCUCGUAGUCGCCGAUCACACGCUAAUUCGACUUGCUCACUCGCAACUCUACUCGGAAGAGCUAGCUGAGCUUACCACUUCCACAAGUAACGACGUCUUGAAGUCCUCACCCUUGAAAUGGUUGAAGCCACAUGUCGACGACAACGGAAUCAUCCGUGUAGGAGGACGUCUAUCAAACGUUGAAGUUCCAGAUACCGUCAAGUACCCGAUGGUGCUAUCCUCAAGACACCCACUAGCACAGUUGCUAGCAGGUUAUUACCACAAGUUUCUUCUGCACGCCGGUCCACAACUCAUUCUCGCUACCAUGCGCCAAAAAUACUGGAUCAUCAGUGGAAGAAAUCUUGUCCGGCACACGUAUCACCAGUGUGUCAAGUGCUUCCGGAACAAGCCAAUCCUGAUUCAGCAGAGCGUAGCAGAUCUUCCAAAAUCUCGUGUGACUCCAUCACGCCCAUUCGCAAUCAGCGGCGUCGAUUACUGUGGACCAGUGUAUCUGAAGUCAUCGGUGAGGAAUCGUGGCCCAACCAAAGCGUACAUCGUCAUUUUCGUAUGCUUUUCAACGAAGGCAGUGCACAUCGAGUUGGUCACGGACUUGUCCACACCAGCUUUCUUGGCUGCACUUCGCAGAUUCGUCGCCCGCCGUGGCCUUGUUCGAGAACUCCAUUCGGACAGUGGCACUGCGUUCAAGGGAGCAGCUAACGCACUCCAUCGCAUCUACGAGAUGUUGAAGUCCAGUGAAACUGACCGAGCUCAAAUCCAGACCUGGUGUGCCGAAAAUCAAAUCCAGUGGAAGUUCAUUCCACCACGCGCCCCACACUUCGGAGGAUUGUGGGAAGCCGCAGUGAAGUCGGCCAAACAUCAUCUCCUGCGUGAAAUCGGCCACAUCAGCAUCCGUCAAGAGGACAUGACAACGCUGCUAACACAGAUUGAAAUGUGCCUCAAUUCAAGACCACUGACCCCAGUUCCGUGCGAUCCUACUGACCUCGAAGUUCUAACGCCUGGCCAUUUCUUGGUUGGCUCGAACCUACAAUCCGUUCCGGAGCCAAGCUACGUCGACACGCCAGACAACCGUCUCGACCACUGGCAAAUCACCCAGAAGCUAUUCCAGCGCAUUUGGGCCCGGUGGUAUCCGGAGUACCUUGCUCAACUCCAAUCUCGAGCAGCAAAGGGUUGCAAAGCACCAGUUCCUAUCAAGGUGGGACAGAUCGUGGUCAUCAAGGAUGAGAAUCUUCCUCCUGCACAAUGGCCGCUCGGAAGAAUCACCCAGCUAGACCCUGGCAAAGAUGGGACCGUUCGCGUCGUCACGAUGAAGACAGCAAAUGCCAACAGCGUCGUGAGACCAGUUGCGAAGAUUGCAAUCCUGCCAAUCCCCACGGAAGACCACCAGCCGAAGUAG